Messenger RNA from Archocentrus centrarchus (flier cichlid), 1373 nucleotides. It is a transcript of the gene zpd, whose product is annotated as zona pellucida glycoprotein d. The transcript has 10 exons. Lineage: Eukaryota; Metazoa; Chordata; Actinopteri; Cichliformes; Cichlidae. The record is from RefSeq and is a predicted model, not a curated record. Bases 152 to 1360 code for a protein of 402 amino acids.
CUCGCGUUGAAGUUUCCUCCUCGAGAAACACAGCAGGUGUUCCUAAUUGGAGACCGGCAGGUGAAGAAACGACGGCAGCGGAGAAGAACAUCACUGUGCUUCACUGCAAAUAUUGUAAUAAAACCAACAUAUACCCACACAUCUUACUACAAUGACUUUAAUCGGCUUGAAGCUGCGCGUGGUCCUCCUGCUUUUCCUCGGGUUCACGUUGGAGGUGAACAAAGUUGCGGGAAUCUGCAGUGUGGAGCAUUGCACUGACCGCACAAGAUGUGUGCUGUCUAAAGACCAGAGGAGCUGCAAGUGUGCUGUCGGAUUUUACGCUGACCAGUGUGACAAAAAUGCACACAUCAAGGUUAUGUGUGGUAAAGACUACAUAGCAAUCAGAGCAAUGGAAGCUUUUUUCAAGUAUCACAAUGUGCCACUGGAGACCCUUCACUUGCCCAACAAAUCUUGUGGAGCGAAGAGAGAGUACAUUGGUGAUGUACCGUACUACAUAUUCAGGAUUUCCAAACAGAAAUACCUGACCUGUGGAGGCUUGCCACUUGAGAAAAAUUUAACCCAUAUCUCAUAUUCACUGAGUGUGCUGUCAGAACCUCGCGUUACCGGAAACAUCAUCAGAGAUCCACUCAUUAGGAUGGACUUCACAUGUGUGUAUCCAUACAUCAGAAGAGUCAGUCUGCCUUUUCCUGUUUUCCCCAUUUCCAGUGAGACUGUGAUGCAUGUAGACGAACUUGAGGCCAAGAUACGGAUGAUGUUGUACAUGGACCACACUUACACUAAACCUUAUACCAGUGCUCCAACCAUUGAACUCAGAGACAAGGUGUACGUAGAGGUUACAGUGAUGGAGCCUGCAGAUUUGUUCCUGCUUCGAAUAAACGAGUGUUGGGCCACACAGUUUCCUCAGCCAAACUCUACAGAGGGAUCUGUCCACUUUCUGCUUCAGAACGGAUGUGUGAAGGACCAAACUGUUUCCUUCCUUAAUGUGACUGAGGGACAGUCUGGACUUAAUGGGCAAAACUCCACCAUUCGUUACAGCUUUGAUAUGUUUCGCUUCACGGCAGAUCCCCAUGACCUCUAUCUGCACUGCACUGUGCAGCUGUGUGAACCUGACGACCAUGAGUCCUGCAUUCCUAACUGUAACUUGAUCAGUAAGAGAGAAGCAAUGAGGGCAGACCCUAGCCAGGGUCUCCUCUCAUAUGGACCCAUCAGGAUCGAAGUACCAGACAGACCUCAAUCUAGCAUACUGUUGGCCGUGGUGCUGCCUGUAGCAGCUGUGUGGACUCUCGGCUUCUUCCUCAUCCUCCUCAUCACUGUGGCAAAGGCUGGCCGAAAGAGGCUAUCAAAACUAGAGGAGUACUGAUGACAAUGCUGCU